AUGGAACCCGUUAGUGAUUGGUCGACCUUAAUUCACGAGAUGUUGGUAGAGAUAGCGAAGCGUAUACCGGUGGUGGCAGAUUUCAUGGCUUUUAGAGGAAUUUGUGCUUCUUGGCGAGCCGCGGCGACGAAGGAUAAGUUUGUCCAUUCAUUGAGAAGGGUUCCGUUUCUUAUGCUCGCGGAGAAAGGCGGCAGUGACGAACGUGAAUUCUACAGUCUAUCGAGAAGAAAGAUUGCUAUGCGAUUACCGCUACCGGAGAUAAAGGGUAAAAAGUGUAUGGAGGCUGGAUUUGGGUGGUUCCUAACCGUUUCAAAUUCAGGCGAGGUCCGGCGACUUGAUAUGGACAGAGGUCUAAGUAAACACAGCCUCCUUUUGGUGGGAUAUGGAAAGUUUUAUGCCAUCAGUGCGUCUGGUGGAGUUUGUGUGUGGGAUGAAUCUUCACCAUUUGUGAAAGUUGUCAAUGAAACUAGCAAGGUUUGUGAUGGAUCUUCUGAUAAGACAAGGGUUGCACGGUCUGCUCAAACUGAGGACCCGGUUUUGCACGAAUUGGAAGCAUAUCUCGUGGAAUCAUCGAGCGGCGACUUACUAGUAAUUAUUCGGGAUCGUAUUGAAUGUGUGGAAGAUUGGGACUAUGGUGUUACUAAUUUUAAGGUCGUUCGAUUGGACUUGACAAAGUGCGAGUGGGAGGAAAUUUCUAAUUUGGACAUGGAUGCUAUUUUUGUUGGCCAUAGUACUGCUACGUCAAUUGUGGCUUCUGCAUUUCCGGAUGUUAUUAAGGCUAAUUGUAUCUAUUUUACCGGCGAUUGUUUUGAAUCGUAUACCUUUUAUGAUAGACAUGGGAGAGGAUGA
Messenger RNA from Oldenlandia corymbosa var. corymbosa, 849 nucleotides. Lineage: Eukaryota; Viridiplantae; Streptophyta; Magnoliopsida; Gentianales; Rubiaceae. The record is from the annotation of a GenBank genome assembly.